This is a messenger RNA of Cydia splendana, 1871 nucleotides long. RefSeq names its product ecdysone oxidase-like. The transcript is spliced from 3 exons. Lineage: Eukaryota; Metazoa; Arthropoda; Insecta; Lepidoptera; Tortricidae. The record is from RefSeq and is a predicted model, not a curated record. Gene Ontology annotation, molecular function: oxidoreductase activity, acting on CH-OH group of donors; flavin adenine dinucleotide binding. The coding region runs from base 64 to 1839 and encodes 591 amino acids.
CUUCAUCGAGUGACUGAACCGCUUACUUAGUGGUACCAAUUGGCAUUUCUCAUCAGAUAUAUCAUGGACGUUACAUUAGCUUGGACGAGAAUAAGGAGAAUCCAAUCGGCCUUAUAUAUGCUUGUCAGCUUACGACUUACCGCUGUACAUUUUCCCGAUUCAGCGACCGUGUCAGACGGCGACCGCUUCACUUUUAUAAUAGUUGGAGGAGGGACUGCAGGUUGCGUACUUGCGAACCGACUCUCAGAGUGGAGUCGGUUCAACGUGCUGCUCAUCGAGGCUGGUGGUGACCCACCUUAUGAGUCCAUGCUUCCAGGAUUAGUCGGCUACCUUCCAAAAACGCCAUAUGACUGGAACUUUACAAACCAAUACGAGAAAAAACGAGACAUAUACCAAAACGAUAAAGAACUCUACAACUACGAAACGCAACGGACGUUGUCACUAACACAAGGCAAAAUGUUGGGUGGGUCCAGUGGCAACAAUUUCAUGAUUUAUACUAGAGGACAUCCUCACGAUUACAACUCUUGGGCAGAAAAUCUCAAAGAUUCGUCCUGGAAAUACGAAAAUGUAUUACCAUACUUCAAGAAGAGUGAACAUUUAAGCGAUCUUGGGAUUCUUGAAUCUAAAUACGGGGAAUUCCACGGAACUACAGGCUAUUUACAUAUCUCCAGAGCCAAGGAUCCUAAAAUUAAAGAAUAUGCUGGUAUGUUUCACGAAUUGGGACAUAAAAAUCGCAUUGAUUUCAAUAGCCAUGAAACUCUAGGAUUUGGUGAAGCUACUUUUGCUAUUUACAAAGGAGUUCGACAGAGUACUGCUUAUAGUUUCCUCAAGCCAGUUAAAUAUCGACAUAAUUUGCACGUGCUUAAGAAUACACUGGUUACCAGAAUCCUAUUUGAUAAAUAUAGUCAUGCUAUAGGAGUAGAAGCUUUGACUAAAGACAGAGAAUUAAUCAAUAUAAUGGCAGAUAAGGAAGUAAUAAUAACUGCUGGGGCAUUUAACACACCCAAGUUACUUCUGCUCUCUGGCAUCGGUCCCAAAGUAGACUUGAAAAAUUUAGGUAUAGAGUUAAUUUCUGAUCUACCAGUUGGACAAAAUUUUAAAGAACAUCCACCAGUGUUAGUUGCAUACAAAAUGAAAUUGUCUAGUGACGUAAAACCAACAAAUUACGGAAAAUAUCCCUUUCCUACUUUAAUAGGUUUCAUAGCACUUAACAAAUCUGAAAAUUAUCCAGAUACUCAGUCUAUAUGUUACAUAAUUUCUAAUGAUCCGGAUGCUGCGUUAUCAUUAUGCUCUUUUAAUUUUGGUCUUAGUAAUGAUACAUGCCAAGCCCUUUACGAAGCUGGUAAAGGGACAGAGAUAUUAUUUUGUAUACAAAUUCUGCUGCACCCCAAAUCAAGUGGCACUAUCAAACUCCGAAGUGCAAAUCCUGAAGAUGAUCCUUUAAUCUAUCUAAGAACUUACUCAGAGAAGCAAGAUGUAGAAAAUAUGGUAGACGCUUGUAGAGAGUUGGGUAGAAUCAGGGUUUCAAGGUAUUAUAAGAGUGUUUAUGGUGAGGUGCUUGAUCUUAGACAACCUAAAUGUUCAGGGUUGAUAUAUGGGUCUAGGGGAUACUGGCGUUGUCAGACGUUAAGCACGCGAUGGUCGAGUUGGCACUACAGCAGCUCAUGCGCCAUGGGCCGUGUCGUGGAUUCCAAUCUGCGUGUGAUUGGCGUGCAACGACUGCGCGUGGCGGACAGCUCCGCUAUGCCCAGCAUUCCUCGUUCAAACAUUAUGGGACCCGUCAUUAUGAUCGCGGAGAAGGCUGCUGACAUGAUUAAGGCAGAUCAUUCUAGUACCUAAUUAAAAGCAAAACUAGAAAACUAGAUUUCUAU